AUGCCUACACAGGGUGCUCAGGCUGCAAAGCCUGACAACUGGGAACUUGAAAGCAAGAGACGAGAAUUAUUGAAAGCUUUCUACCACUCUAGAUCUCAACUCGGCGGCGAGGUUGAGACUGAUGAUGGCGAUUCUGAUUGGGAGGAUGAGACGGACUCGGAUGAGUCGGAUCCUUAUGGCGAGAAAGCCGACGCUGCUUGGGACAAGCUGGACGCGGCCAUCCAGCGAAAUCCUGCUCGUUAUGUCAAGCGCUUACGCCAGCUCUGGGAGCAACGCGUUCGCCACGAGAAGAAUAAGGAGCUGGAAGAUCUUACAAGCCAUAUCAGCGGCUUCUCUCAGUCAUUAGAAGACUACUUGCACCCAGACGAUAUUGAUGAACCCAGCGAAGAGGGGAGACGUAUGGCAACAUUCAGAGAUCUAUACCGCGCUGGCUUGACCGCAGUUUGUGAACUUUUUGUUCAAGAGGAUGACUUUUUCCAAGAACGAGAAGACUGGAUCUCAGAAGUCCUGCGCAUCAUCGGACAGAUUGUGCAAUGGGGCACCAUCGAGACUGAGGACCUGGGAAACUGGCCUGCCAUAUACGGCAUUCUCAGGCUCACACGCAUCACUUGUGCCAAUGUGUGGGCUAACAGAGAGCGUCUGCUGGACGACGAGAAAAGCAUCGUGUAUGGGAACCAGAACGGUCUUCGCAUAUCUGUGGCACAGAUUCUUUUCGAGCUUGAUCUUCUCCAGGAUAACAACGAUCCAGCCAUCCGUAAAGAUAUCCGUUCGACCAAGAUUGAUGUCCGGCGCCUAGAGUUCUUCGUCUGGAUUUCCGGGUCCCCUCCUAACGACUUGAAUCGCGCAUUUUUCGGGCGUGAAACAUUCAUACCGGUUGCCAUGUCCGACACACUCUUCGGCAAAGUAUUGGAGACGUUCGCAGAGGAUCCGGCGGACCCCAAAAACCGCACACGCGAAGCAAGAAUGCACGCUUUUCUCCGCGACGACGUCCUCAGUGUAUACGGGGCUGAAAAGUUCAUGCAUCGCUUGAACGCUUCGCUUCGCGAAUCACGACUGGACAUGCCCUUGGAAGGACUAUUGAGCAUGAUCUGGGAGGUCGCCAUAUAUCCUGUUGUCACGCCACACCUUCAGACCUAUGGCACGUAUAUCGCUAUCAGGGAGGUUUGUGAUCGCCAGGCGCUUCAUGGCGAUACUGAAGUGGAUCAGUGUUUGGUCCUUGCUCAAGCCUUAUGGAUAUAUCGGCGAACAUUCACCCAUCAGCCUGCUGCUGAGAUCGCAUACAUUGUCCGCAAUUGCAACGUCAUUGAGCUCAUAGCCCGCUAUGUCCGCCUCUACGCCACGCUAGGACACCAGGCGGCCACUGGAGGAACUGAUCCGACAAAACCUCUUCACAUCGUUCAGAUGUACGCAAGUUUUGCAGAGAUCACCAACCUACGAAGCGGGAAGAACACUCUCCGUAAGACAAUGCGCAACACACUGCGCCAGGACUGGUAUCCCACACUUCACGUCCUUCGCACACAGCGUGACGAUAAGCUCUGGCGAGGCAAGCACCGUAAACAGCUUACGGAUCUCUUGAUUGCCUGGACAGCCCUUGGUACCAGUAUCGGGCUGGACGAGGAGACGGAGAGGCGGGACUACGAGCGCGAAGUCAAGAGGAUGUCGAUGGUGUGCGCGUGGAAGGAGUGCAAGUAUCACACCGAGAAACCUCCCACGUCUCUUCACAGUUGCAAGGGGUGUGGCGAAGUCAAAUACUGCUCACGCGACUGUCAAAGGAAGGACUGGAUAGACGGCGAGCAUAAGGCCCGCUGCCGGAGAAUCAAGGACGCUUCAAGCGGUAGGACUGGCGUACUUCAAUUACACUGA
This is a messenger RNA of Peniophora sp. CBMAI 1063, 1863 nucleotides long. Lineage: Eukaryota; Fungi; Basidiomycota; Agaricomycetes; Russulales; Peniophoraceae. The record is from the annotation of a GenBank genome assembly.